AUGACAAAUACCGACCCCACUAAUGGGCCUGGACCAGGACCAGGACCGUAUGGUAUACCCAAUCAACAAACAUCAGCAUAUCCCGCCAGGACCAGUAACCGACUGAAUCAGUGGACUCAGUUAAUUCCACCGAUCCCCGCUCGACUUGCCUAUAACGAUACCUUUGACUUUGGGAAUAGUUCUACUAACAGUACUACUAACAGUACUACUAACAGUACUAGUAAUAGUACCAUCAAUAGUAACAGUACCACUACUAACAGUAACAGUAACAUCAGUAACAACAAUACCAUCAUCAGUAAUAACAGUACCACAUCCCCUAAGAAAUCUAAAAAGUACUGUAACAAAUGUGGACUAGAAAUUACAGCCCAAUUCGUUAGAGCCAUGCUGAAAGCAUUCCAUUUAGAAUGUUUUGUAUGUGAUGAAUGUGGUACCGAAUGUUCAUCUAAAUUCUUUACUUAUGAUAAACCCAGUAAUUCAGGGAAUGGAUCAGUAAUUCAAGUCCCAUUAUGUGAUUAUGAUUAUUUUAAAAAAUUAGAUUUAAUAUGUUAUGAUUGUAAUCAAGGAAUUAGAGGAAGAUAUAUUACUGCUUUAGGUCACAAAUAUCAUGUAGAACAUUUCCGAUGUGCUACUGAUAAUCGAGUAUUUGAUGCCGUAGAAACUUAUAUUGAACAUGAAGAUAAUGUUUAUUGUCAUUUUCAUUAUUCUCAAUUAUUUGCUGCUCAUUGUCCAGCUUGUAAUUCAUCAGUUGUUAAACAAUAUGUGGAACUUUAUCGAGGAGGUAAGAAACAACAAUGGCAUCCUGAAUGUUAUAUGAUUUAUAAAUUCUAUAACGUAUGUAUUACUGCUGAUGCUGUUGGUUUACAAACUUUGUAUAAUCUUAAAUCAGAAGAUAUUCCAUCCAUUUAUGAUAAUUCCAUCAAUAAUAAUAAUAAUAAUAAUAUAGAUUCAAAUCUAUUCUUAGCAGUAGAACAACAAAUUGAAAAUGUCGUAAUGAAAUCAUGGUUAACACUUUGUAAUUAUGAAGAAACUACCGCUAGUUGUAUUAGUGAUAUGUUACUUAAAGCUAAUCUUGCUGAUCAAUUUAAUGGACUUAUAACUACAGGGAAAUUGAUAUAUAAUGUGGAAAUUCUAUUUCGAGCUGUGGAUUAUAUCCUUCAAUUAUGUAAUACUAUUAAACCUCCUCAACCUCCAACAACAAAUACAAUAACUCCGGAAUUAGGUCAACAAUUAGUUGAUGAUCUGGAAUCAUCAAUUACAAAUCUGGAAGAUUUUCAACCUCUUAAGAAAGAAGCUAGAAAUAUAUCGGGUAAAAUUAUGAGUUAUUUAGCUAUAUUAAGAAAAUCAGCAAAAUUAGCAAAAUCAGGUAGUUUAUCAGGAGAAUUAUUAACAGUAAUUACUGGUUUAGCUCAUUAUCUUAAAUUACUUAUAAGAAUUGGAUUAAAUAAUGCCCUUAAAUUAAAUAAAAUUCAUGGAUCAACUACUGCAUCAGAUAAUUUUCUUAAAUUAAUUUCUUCACCAUUUGAAUUAGAAUCUUCAAAUUUACUGUUAAUGAUAUCUCGAUUAGCAAUUCCAGCUAAAUGUACUGAUGCAUGUUUUACAUGUACAAAAAGUAUUGAAAGAUCAUGUAUUAGACUCGAUAAAAUUAGAUGGCAUUUACUGUGUUUUAAAUGUUCAAAUUGUUCAAGAAAUAUCCCAUCAGGAGAAUUAAAUCAAACAACUAUUAAUCAUUUAAAUUCUAAUAUUUAUUGUAAAAAUUGUUCAACAAUUGAUUCUCAAGCUCAAUUAGGAUCAUUUGAACUUGUUAGUGAUUUAUCUCAACUUAUUUAUUUACUUAAAAUAGCCCUUUCUCGAUCAAAAGCAGUAAUGAAAAUUGAUUUUUAUCAACCACCACAACAACAAGUAUCAGAACCAGAACUUAGUUAUUCCAAUACAGUUUCAAAUAUAAGACGAUUAAAGAGUCGUCGAGAAAGUCAAAAACUUUCGAAUUCUUUAAAACAAAAUGCUAGAAAAUCUAUAAUUCUUGAUGCUCCUGAAGGUGAAAGUGCAAAAGCUGAUGAUAUUACUGAUGGUAAUGGUAAUGGUAAUGGUAAAAAUAGAAAAAUGAGUGUAACUUCAGAAAUUUCUUAUAAUUCUAAUGCUGAAACAUUAUCAGUUAAAAAGGCUAUGAAAAUAACUGAAGAUUCAUCUCCAAAUAAUAAUAGUCAUUUGGUUAGAACAUCUGAUUUAUUAAAGAAUGAACAAUCAUUAACAUUAGAUGAUAUACCUCGGAUUGUAGCUGCUGAACAAGCUCGAGAUCAACGACCUAAUGCCUUUAAACAUCAUCGAUCACUUUAUCAAAAGCCUCAAGCCACCACCAAAACAAGUCCAUUAGUUAAUCCAAGUCAUGCUCUUGAUACUAUUUUAAAUAGUCCUGUAGCACGAGAAGAACCCAUUAAAAAGAUCAAAUAUUAUGGAGAAUUAACUAAAGAAGAACAUUUUAUAAUUCGUCAUAUUUCAAUUGAAGCUCUUAGUCAAUUAAAUUCCAAUAAAUUUAAUCGAGAUGAUUUACUUUCUUAUAUUCAAGUUAAGAAACAAUCAACCUUUUGGGAUAAAUUUAAAUUUGGUAGUAGUAGUAAUAAUAAUAAUAAUACUAAAAAGGAUGCUGUUUUUGGGGUUGAAUUAAAGGAACUUACAAAGAAAUUUGGUAUUGAUUCAGAUUCAGGAGUUGGACCAGCAAAAUUAAGAAUUCCAAUAAUUAUUGAUGAUAUAAUUAAUGCUUUAAAGCAAAAGGAUAUGUCAGUUGAAGGGAUUUUCCGAUUAAAUGGGAAUAUAAAGAAACUUAAAUUAAUGAUUGAACAAAUUAAUAAGAAUCCAUUAAAAUCUCCUGAUUUUAGUACUCAAACAGCAGUACAAUUAGCAGCAUUAAUGAAACGUUGGUUAAGAGAUUUACCAAAUCCAUUAUUAACUUUUGGACUUUAUGAUAUUUGGAUUUCAUCACAACGAGAAGUUAAUCCUGUUAUAAAAUCACGAAUUCUUCAAUUAACUUAUUCUUUAUUACCAAUAAGUCAUAGAAAUUUGGUAGAAGUAUUACUUUAUUUCUUUAGUUGGGUAGCAUCAUUUGCUGAAAUUGAUGAAGAGACUGGUUCAAAGAUGGAUACUCAUAAUUUAGCAACAGUUAUAGCUCCAAAUAUUUUAUAUUCACGAUCAGCUAGUGGAGGUAGUAGUAAUAUUGGUAAUAGUAGUGGUAUGGGACCUAAUGUAGCAGCACUUGAUUUAAAGGAUCCUCAAGCUGGAGAUACCUACUUUUUAGCUAUUGAAGUUGUUAAUAGUCUUAUUGAAAGUCAUGAAGAAUUAAGUAUUGUACCUGAAGAUCUUAUUAAAUUUUAUGAGAAAUGUGGAUUUUCUUCGACUAGUAGUGAAUUAACUAGUAAAGAAAUUAUGAAUAAGAUUGAUAGGACACUUAAAGAAGAUCCUAAAUUCUUUGAAGUUAAUAGUAAACCUCCACCACAACCAUCACAACAGGAAGUUAAACGAUUAGUACUGAAGAUUACCACUUCAGGACCUCAUCGACUGAGUAAUGGGAAUGGGAAUGGGAAUGGGAAUGGGAAUGGAGAUGAAGGUGAUGAAAGUACUGAGUAUGAGCAUAGUCAAUUGGUCCAAGUCGAAGAUAUGUCCGGAGGCUGUGGACAAGCAUUUGCCGUAAUCAUAGUUAGUGGAGCCUUUGAAGGAAAGAAUAAAUUAAGUAGACAUCGAUUAGUUAAUGGAGCAUUAAAGGAAGAAAUCGGAUCAAUACAUGCAUUCACUCAAAAGGGGUUUACCCCUCAAGAAUGGUUACAACAAGGAGGUAAAAUAUGA
Messenger RNA from Scheffersomyces amazonensis, 3834 nucleotides. RefSeq names its product Lrg1p (gene LRG1). Bases 1 to 3834 code for a protein of 1277 amino acids. NCBI's taxonomy places the organism in Eukaryota, Fungi, Ascomycota, Pichiomycetes, Serinales, Debaryomycetaceae. Gene Ontology annotation, molecular function: GTPase activator activity. The transcript has 2 exons. The record is from RefSeq and is a predicted model, not a curated record. Gene Ontology annotation, biological process: small GTPase-mediated signal transduction. Gene Ontology annotation, cellular component: cytoplasm.